AUGACCUCCCUACUCGUACCGCUCCGCCUCUCACCUCUGCCACUUGCAUCCAAGACUCGCUCUUUCUCCACAUCCUUCCGCCGUCUCGCUCAGGAACCCUCCCCGGUCGACGCCCAAGCAGCGAGAGCCACAAAAGUCUCGGCCAACUACAGCAACCCGCAGAUCCGCAAGCACCGCAGAGGCCCUUACGCAGACUCGCCCUUGCCCGUCCUCCCUCUGCUCGCCAUCUUCUUCACCGGCUCCUUCCUCUUCUACAAGAUCGCAAAGUCAAGAGAAGGCCAAGGCAAAUCCCACUACGUCUUGCCCCCUAGAGACAAGAAGCCCCCACCCGCCAAAGACUUCAACUCCAACAUCCACUCCGAACACUAA
Aureobasidium namibiae CBS 147.97 is the source of this 369-nucleotide messenger RNA. RefSeq lists its product as uncharacterized. The transcript has a single exon. The record is from RefSeq and is a predicted model, not a curated record. Lineage: Eukaryota; Fungi; Ascomycota; Dothideomycetes; Dothideales; Saccotheciaceae. The coding region runs from base 1 to 369 and encodes 122 amino acids.